This is a messenger RNA of Clarias gariepinus (North African catfish), 1279 nucleotides long. Its product is annotated as beta-galactoside alpha-2,6-sialyltransferase 1-like. The transcript is spliced from 7 exons. Gene Ontology annotation, molecular function: sialyltransferase activity. The record is from RefSeq and is a predicted model, not a curated record. Lineage: Eukaryota; Metazoa; Chordata; Actinopteri; Siluriformes; Clariidae. Bases 4 to 1185 code for a protein of 393 amino acids.
GCUAUGAAUCAUGUUAGCAUGCUUUGGCAGUUGAGGCGUCGAGCUUGUCGAGGGGUUUUGUACAUUGCCCUUUUUUGCAUGAUUAUUGCUGUACUGUAUACACUGUGUACUGAAAACAGUAUACCUGCCAUUGAUGCCAUCUUGGAGACUAUUUUAUGGAGCCUAAGAAGAACAGACAUAUCCAGUCACAAAGUGAGUGAUUUCUUUUUUGCCAAAGGGAAGGCUGGAGAGAUAUGGAAUGAUGAGAUGUCUAGCAGCGUGCUGGGCAUUAGGCUGAAUAAGGUGGUGCAGAACUAUCAGGCAAUGAAUAAAUAUGGUGUAAAUGUCUCUGCCUCACAAGGUAGAAAAAGAGGACAAAAACGAAAUGGCCCAGAGCUCCUGUGCCAACUUAAAGAGAUGGUAAAAAUCACCACAUUAACGCCAGAGAUGGAGCCCUUUACUAAAUUCCUCUGGGCCUCCCAUCUGCCUACUCAACCCCUGACCUCUGCACUUGGCCCAUUUAAAACAUGCGCUGUUGUGACGUCUGCAGGUUCUCUGAGAGAUUCUGGACUUGGGGAAGAGAUUGAUGCCCAUGAUGCAGUGGUACGAUUCAAUGCUGCACCCACUGUGGGCUUUGAGAAGGACGUUGGGUCCAAAACUACAGUCCGUAUAAUAAAUUCUCAGGUAAUGGCAUCAGAAGAUUUCCACUUCCUGUCCAGUUCAUUAUAUAGAAAUGGCUCUUUAGUGGCCUGGGACCCUGCUCCUUUUUCUUCUGACCUAAAUGAGUGGUACAACAAGACGGAUUAUCCAAUAUUUAAACAGUAUCAGCGGUACAGACGACUGCACCCCCAACAGCUGUUUUAUAUCAUACAUCCCAGCAUGGAAUGGCAGCUGUGGAAGCUUCUACAAGAUAACAUGGCUGAUGCGAUUCAGAAGAACCCACCUUCCUCAGGUCUGCUAGGAACAGUACUGAUGAUGUCAGUAUGCGACAUCGUCCAUGUCUAUGAGUUCCUGCCGUCACGACGCAGAACUGAUCUCUGCCACUACUAUGAGAACUUCAGAGAUGCAGCCUGCACCUUGGGAGCCUAUCACCCUUUGCUCUAUGAGAAGAACCUGGUGAAGAGGAUGAACCAAGGUUCUGACCAUGACAUCUACAGUCGUGGCAGGGUGACACUACUCGGAUUUAACACAUUUGAUUGUAUGUAGUUUCAGCUCUUCUAACUGAAACACUGUAUUUAUUCAAUUUAGGAUUUGAAAUGUUACUAUGAGGGGCGUUCAAGUUAAUCCGGAACAGAAAUUU